Hemibagrus wyckioides is the source of this 1936-nucleotide messenger RNA. It is a transcript of the gene nadkb, whose product is annotated as NAD kinase b. Gene Ontology annotation, molecular function: NAD+ kinase activity. The record is from RefSeq and is a predicted model, not a curated record. NCBI's taxonomy places the organism in Eukaryota, Metazoa, Chordata, Actinopteri, Siluriformes, Bagridae. Bases 268 to 1638 code for a protein of 456 amino acids. Gene Ontology annotation, biological process: NAD+ metabolic process; NADP+ biosynthetic process. The transcript has 12 exons.
AAUCUAAUUGUAAACCAUCUUCCCAGAGAAUGCUGAAUGCUAAAUGAUUCUUUUAAUAUUGAUAUUAAGAUGAUUUUAAUUGUGAUUUGUGGUUAAUAUCGGUCCGGUAUACGAUCCAAAACUGUUUGAAAAUCAGGAAAAUCAUUCUAGCUAGCUAGCUACCUAGCUAAUCUUCUGUAGGGAACAGGAGGGCGUUCAACACUCCCGUCGCUUGUUUAUGACGCAGUCUGCGGCGGCUUCGGCGUUCUCAUCUAAUCGGUGUGUGUGAUGGAGUGUCCGGGUGAGAACCGGCCUGACCAGAUGGCAGCAGAAGAACUGAGCCGUGGUGGUGCCGAAAAUCAGAAGAGCUCUCCAAAGAGACGGAGAGACAUGAGGAGGAGUCGGCGGAGGGCGAACGGAGCGGACCGGGUGUGUCCGGGCGGUGGGCCAGGAGGACACGCCGAGUCACAUGAUGUGUCUGAGACCAGCGAGAGCUCCACCAAGAAGCUGGACAAGUGCAGGAGAGCACACUUCCUCCACGGACCGUAUCCCAGCACACACUUCGGACCCAAAGCCUGCAUCCUGCCCAACCCGACUUCCAUCAUGCACAUCCAGGACCCAGUGAGUCAGAGGUUGGUGUGGAACAAGCCGGCACUCAACGUGUUGGUGAUCCGAAAGAUCCGAGACGAGAACCUGCUGGAGCCGUUUAAGGAGCUGUGCAGCUUCCUCAUCCAAGAGAAAGGUCUGAGUGUGUAUGUGGAGAAGAAGGUGGUGGAGGAUGGAGCUCUGGUGGCAGAUGAGUCGUUCUGCAGCAUCAGGAGACAGCUGUGCACCUUCAGAGAAGGGUUUGACGAUAUCUCAGACUGUAUCGAUCUGAUCGUGUGUCUGGGAGGAGACGGUACACUGCUGUAUGCCUCAUCACUCUUCCAGGGCAGUGUCCCCCCCGUUAUGGCCUUCCACCUCGGCUCACUCGGCUUCCUCACACCCUUUAAGUUCGAGUCGUAUAAGACUGAAGUGGACAAAGUGUUAGCAGGUAAUGCUGCUGUGGUGCUGCGGAGUCGCCUGAAGGUCAAGGUCCUCAAAGGAUCACUUCAGAGGGACCAGGAAAACGGCAGUGUUACACACACACACACCAACCCUGUUACACUACAGCUACAGGUGCUGAAUGAGGUGGUGGUGGACAGAGGUCCCUCCUCUUACUUGUCUAACGUUGACCUGUACCUGGAUGGACGUCUCAUCACCUCUGUCCAGGGAGACGGUGUAAUUGUGUCGACGCCCACAGGAAGCACAGCAUAUGCAGCAGCAGCAGGAGCGUCCAUGAUCCACCCCAACGUCCCUGCCAUCAUGGUCACACCCAUCUGCCCUCACUCCCUCUCCUUCAGACCCAUUGUCGUGCCGGCUGGGGUGGAGCUCAUGAUCGCUCUCUCUCCAGACGCUCGGAACACCGCGUGGGUUUCCUUUGAUGGCAGGAAGAGACAGGAAAUCCAACAUGGAGACAGCAUUAAGAUCACUACGUCGUGUUACCCAGUUCCGUCUCUGUGCUGUCACGGGCUGGUGUACGACUGGUUCGAGAGUUUAGCUGAGUGUUUACACUGGAACAUCCGCAAGAAACAAACACACCUGAGCGACGCCUCCGACUCCACCGACACGGACACCUGACACACACACACACACACAGAGCUGCAUGCCCGCCUGUAGUCUGUGUAAAUUAGCUGCUGAAUCAUUAUAAAGGGUUCAGUGAUGAUGACAUCAUUGUUUAUUUACUUCAUGUUGGUUAAUAAUGUGUUGAUGUGACAUUCCAGUGUGUGGGGUUUCAGUGACACAGCGCCUCCCUGUGGACAAACUCAAAUAAACAAAAAAAUCCUGACAAAAUAUUAGGGACGAUCUCUGACGUCACACUCGGGCUGUUCUUAUAAACGACUGCAGAAUAAGAGCAAUAAAGUGGCAGAGUCCAGCA